CAACAAAUAAACAAAAGGCAAAUUAAGUUCCCAAUAAAAUCGAAAAAUAAAUUAGUAAAUCGAUAAUUUUUGCCUUAAUUUUGUGUUCAAAACGAAAUUAAAGUGAUAGUGCUUGAGAAUAUCACAAAAAACCGGCAAAAAUCGUGUUAGUUCACGAAAAAUAUCGAAAAAACAAAUUACGCCCUGCAGAAAAAAAAAUUCUACACACACAUACGUCGACCAUGUCAGAUGAUAAUUAAUUGUUAUUCGCCAGCAAAUUUGUGUAGAAAUUGCGUAAGAUGGAUGGAAAUGACGAAAGUGUGACUGACUCAACGAGUCAAACUACAGAAAUUUCGAGUGUAUCCCAAAUGGAUGGCACAUCAACUAGUGGAACGGUGCUUUCGGGUCACAGUGUGACCUCAAGUGAGGCAAAUUCGAUGAUGACCGUUCUCGAGGGGUCUCUGAGUGACCGAAGUUUGCAAAAUUCCCCGAACCGGGAUCCGACACGGUCCGAUUGCUCGGUGGAAAAUUCCCCGUUGCAGGGAAGCAGCAACAUUUCCGUGCCAGAUUCGAAUUUAAAGAGACGAAGUCCCGGACCCGGAAGUCUCAUGAAGGAGGGAAUCAUGGAGGGACCUGACGAAAGUGACACAUAUCACAUGGAACCUAUUGGAUCACCAGACUCGGUGCUAAAUCAAGAAAUAGAAUCCUUAAAAUCGCCAUCGACUGUCACGACGGUGGCUAAUCGGACGCAAUUUUUGCCGUGGACUGCUCCAAAUCGCAGUUCCAUUGCCGUAAGUCAAACCACCAACUCAAUGGAUUUAUUUUUGUAUGGCGACGGGACUUUGCGACCGGGUGAAAUUGUGAUGCGCGCAUUAUUUCACAACUUUACGCAACUGGCCGAGAAGAAAAUUGAAAUGGUGAUGCUGGAACCGUUCGAUAAGAGUCUCUCAAAGCUGCUACAACGCGGAGAGAACCCGAGUUUUGAUCAACUCCUAUCGGCACUCGGAUCCGUAGCGGAACAUUGUCUCCCGUCGUUGUUGCGGGCCCUCCUCGCCUGGCAUACGCGUCAAUUGAGCGACAACGAGAUUCGAAAACUGGACAAUGUCGUCAAAAAUUCCGCAGAACUCGAGUCACAAUUGCAAAGACGCGAAGCAGCUGUCGAAUUUAUCUUUUGUCUCGCCUUACUGGAAGUCCUGAAACAGCUCCCCUUCCAUCCAGGACACGACGAUCUCAUUCGACGCAUCGAACAAUUCGCUUUUCGACACUUUAAGUUCCGCGAAGGCAUCCAAAACUCGCCAAAUGCGCAUAAUAUCCACAUGAUUGCUGACUUGUAUGCCGAAGUAAUUGGCGUUUUGGCGCAAUCCCGGUUCCAAUCCGUGCGAAAAAGGUUCAUGACGGAGCUAAAAGAGCUGCGAGCGAAAGAACCUUCGCCACAUACCACGCAAAGUAUCAUCAGUUUGUUGAUGGGAAUGAAAUUUUUCCGUGUCAAGAUGGUUCCUAUCGAAGAAUUUGAAGCUUCAUUCCAGUUUAUGCACGAAUGCGGACAAUAUUUUCUCGAAGUCAAGGAUAAAGAUAUCAAACAUGCACUUGCUGGACUUUUUGUCGAGAUUUUGGUGCCAGUAGCGGCAGCUGUCAAGAACGAAGUGAAUGUCCCGUGUGUCAAAAAUUUCGUGGAUUUGCUUUACUCAUCGACUUUGGACGCCAGUACGAAGAGCAAACAUCGUCUAGCGCUCUUCCCGUUGGUCACGUGUCUCUUGUGUGUCUCGCAAAAGACAUUUUUCCUCAACAAUUGGCACUAUUUCCUCGCAAUGUGUUUGUCCAACUUGAAAAAUCGCGACCAGAAAAUGAGUCGUGUGGCACUGGAAUCGUUAUAUCGUCUCCUUUGGGUUUACAUGAUCCGGAUCAAGUGCGAGUCGAAUCAAGCGACACAUUCUCGCUUGCAGUCCAUCGUUAACUCACUUUUUCCGAGAGGAAGCAAGUCCGUUGUUCCAAGAGAUACGCCUUUGAAUAUUUUUGUCAAAAUUAUUCAGUUUAUAGCGCAAGAGAGGCUGGAUUUUGCGAUGAGAGACAUUGUUUUUGAGUUGUUGUGUGUUGGGAGACAGAUUAAAGUGAUUACUACGCCGGAACGGAUGUCGAUUGGUUUGAGAGCAUUUUUGGUGGUGGCUGAUUCUUUGCAGCAGAAAGAUGGUGAACCACCAAUGCCUCGUACUCUCGGCGUCCUUCCCAGUGGCAACACGUUGCGCGUCAAAAAGACAUAUUUGAACAAAAUGCUGACCGACGAUGCUGCUCGUUCAAUCGGAAUGUCCUCCUACUUCCCGCAUGUCCGAACCGUUUUUGUCGACAUUCUCCGCGCUUUGGAUGCCCAUCACGGUCGUCCCCUAAUGAUGACUGCAACGGCAAACAUUACCGUGAAACCCGAAGAAAUGCUCGCGGGCGAACGAAAACCCAAAAUCGAUCUUUUCCGUACGUGCGUCGCUGCUGUUCCACGUUUGGUGCCCGAAACAAUGAACGGUCACGAGCUAGUCGACAUGUUAUCACGACUCACCGUUCACAUGGACGAAGAAUUAAAAGUGCUGGCUUGUCAGAGCUUACAAACACUCGUAAUGGAUUUCGCAAACUGGCGCCAAGACAUUAUCCAAGGAUUUACGCACUUUUUGGCACGCGACAUUCCCGAUACAUUCCCGCAACUGGUCGAUAACGGACUGCGACUCUUGCUGAAUCUGCUAAAUAUUUGGCGAAGUGCCGUCGUGAAUGGAAACGGAGGUCGUACCGUCACAAAAGAGACAAAUAACGGUCAGCAAGGACAACAACAACAAAAUCAACAAACUGUCGGACAGGCUAGUAUCAUUACCGUGUCCUCGACAUCGUCCAGUGGCAAUUCCAGUCUCAAUUCCAGCGGUAUUUCGAGCAUUCAUACAAAUGCAACGGGCGUAACGACGAUCGAAAAUACCAACAAGAAGACGGAGCAACCGAUUCAAACGACUUUUUAUCUCGUCGAAGGCUUUGCUUUGAUGAUGCUUUGCAAUUGUCGCCCUUUUCCACGCAAAUACGGCUAUUUCAUUUUAAAGGAAGUGAAAAAUCUGAUAAAAGCCCUCGGAAUUGCCGAAACAGAACCGCCCCUCAUCGAUGUCAUCGACAAAUGUUGCCCCGAUGUCCUGGAAAAAUGCGUUCACAUGAUGUCGCAAAAGGACAAGGCCGAAAUGAUUGCAUGCAACAACAUCGACUUGCACUGGCUAACAGAACGCAGUGGACCGAUUUGGGUUCAAUCCGAAGAUUCAACGAAAAAUUCGACUCUCACGUUGUGUCCGACGCAAUCCAGCAGCGUACAAUUUGACGCGUGGGCUACAUGUCUCUUUGGAUUCAUGGAGAAACAAAGAGUCCUAUCGAAAUGUCCAUCAGUUUGUACACAAGCAUGGCCAUUGUUGUAUCAUCGAGCAACGAAUUUAUUUUCUGUCAUUGAUCCCACACCUGUCAGCGAUAAUCGUGCGUCAUUGCUACGUAGCUCGGCUCCCGCUAAAAAGCCACCUCCCGAAAAUCAAAGAGACUCGUUGGUGCAUUUGUGGCGCAAUCAGGUAGCAAUGGCCUUUAGAUUAGUACCGCAAAUGCCCUCUGUGGCAAUUCGUUGUGCAUCGCCCGACUUGAGUUUGAGUUUGCAUGAUCAGUCGGACACCCGCUCCUUAUCCGAUUCAUUGGACAAUAUUCCGUCAUCUGUGUUUGGACCAGAGGGCAUUGUGACACGAUUUACUUUACCAUUGUCUUAUGGACGCAAAGAUGCACGACAUAAGCGUCAAGGCUCUUCUCCAGAUUCGCUCACAACGGACCGAAGUGACAAAUCAUCAGCAGCAACAGCAUCUCCCGUGGCUCUGUACAAACUCGUUUGUCCGUUAUUGCGGUGUGAGGUCGUUGAUAUACGUGAUGCGGCUGUGAAUGCUCUCGCCUUGAUUAAUCAUGAUGCGCUAAAAGAUUUAAUGGACGAACUCGUUUUGUCCAUUCGCGAAGCAGUCGAUCGUAAGCAAGAAAACAUGAGACGCCGUCGUCGUCGGGACGCUUUACGCUUGCAAUUGGUCAAAGUACUGGAACGCAUGGCAGAUAAUGGUGUCUUUGGCGUGAGUCCGAGCGUGUUGGAACGCGAGACAACAGUCACGUUGCACUCGUCCUUCGUGGAGUACAUGGAAGGGGCACGCUUAUAUCUGGAAGCUGAAACGGACAAGGACAAUGCGAGCAUGAAAGAAGUCAAAAUACACUUUUGCGACUUCAUUCGGAAAAUGAUUAAGAAUUUUUCAUUGGAAGCAUGCACGACACUCUUAUCGAAGGAGUUGAAGCGAAAUUUGUUCAUCCUGUUUGCCACAUGGAGUGGCGCGCUGUCGAAACCGCUGGGUGUUAUGUAUCACGUGUCGAGUGGCACACAAAGCGGCAUCGAUGACGAUCGUUUACAGUUUAGUGCACUUCAGGCAAUGUGUGCUCUCUUGUGUUGCGGCCCGUGCUUUGAUAGUCACAAUUUAUCGGAAGACGGGCAUUUUUACUCAUGGCUUGAUUUACUGUUGACAUCAAAGGAUGAGAAGAUCUACGAGCUUGCACGUGACACCGUCAUACUCCUCCUAGAGGCAAAUCCGGAUGUCGGCCAACUACUGGAAUGGGUAAUCGAUCGCUGCUACACUGCAAUUCCCCGUGAAGCCGAUGCUUGUUUCCUCGCACUCGCGACAAUUUUUAGUGCAAGAGAAUACCCGUGUGAUCAUUAUACGUCGGUAAUUAAUGUAACGCUGUUAAUGACGGGAUAUCCAAGAGUGGAAGUUCAUUCCACCGCUUUACAAUUGCUGCAAAUACUGGAUAAGCGUUUCUUUGGCAACGUGGGACCGUUGGAGUCGGAAGGCGAUAAAGAAAUUGAACGCACUGGCACCUUGGAUGCCAUUCUAAGUGGUGCCUAUUGCCGCACACAAUUAUCUCGUGAGAUGGCGAGACUUCGUCCGGAGCUGACGAUGCCCAUGUUUUCGGAAAUUACGCAUCGAUUCCAGACGGCACGUGCAGAGGUACGAGCACUGCUGCUUCGCGGCCUCCUUCCAUGGCUCGAAAAUAUGGAGCUCGUAGCAACAAGUGUCCCGCCAGCAACACCCCUUUCCUAUAUCAUGUAUUACCCGAAUUCCGGUACGCGAGGCCGUCGCGAUGGUUCUGGUUCGACGGAGGCAACCGAAAUGAUAUUAAAUAACCUCUUCUAUAUCACAGUAAAGUUUGCCGAUUCGCAUCCACGUGACAUCGAGGAACUUUGGGGCACACUUUGUGCCUUCUGGCCGAACAAUUUAAAGGUGAUUCUGCGCUAUCUUGUCAUCAUCUCGGGCAUGGCACCGAACGAAUUGCUGCACUGUGCAAAACGUGUUGCUCUCUAUCUGGCCCGCACCUGCCCCGAUCGCCUGCUUGACGAGUUAAUGACUGAAUUACAGACCGUUGAAACGCUUAAUUGCCUGAUUGAACGUACGGAGACGCCGCCAUUCUACCGUUUGACGAGCAUGAGAAAGACGUCAAGCCAUUCGGAUGGUCCCUCCACCGGUAAUACAGACAUAAAAUUACAAGACGGAACGAUUCACACGAAGCGGCACAGUGGCGAGGAUCACAUAAAAUCCGGGACGUGUCGAUCUGACAGCGCUCUCCGGCAAUUUUCCGUUGGUUAUCGGCCACCGCGUGGCAGCGACAAAAUCCGAACUGCUUCGGGUCCCGCAAUAUUUCCGCGACAAGAAGACAUGUUGUCCGGAGACACGACUUCGACAUCGAACGAAGGCACGUUGGAACGAAAAGCCGAAGCCCCCAUUACGCCACACCCGCUUCCGAUGCCCGAAUAUGGCGGAUGGUUUGCCCCUCUUACCGAAUUCUUGCCGGACUCUAGUGUUCCAAUCAGCGGUUUUCAUCGGUGUAAUGUCGCGGUGAUGCUGUUGGCAGAUGUCGUUGUCGAUGGCAUCGAAAAUAUCGAUUGGACUUUGCAUGUUCCGUUAAUGCUUCAUAUCCUUUUCCUUGGGUUGGAUCAUACGAGACCACUUGUGCGCGAUAAUUGCAAGCAACUUUUGUUGAAUUUAUUGAUCGUAUUAUGUGAACAUAACGACCAUUUAACAGUCGCCCGCAUCCUCUUAAACAGCGAGACACAAAAACUUCAUCUUGGACUAGCAUCCUCUAAUUUAGGAGUCGUUGUCCACAACUUCACCGAACCCAAUGAGGAAUUCGACGCUUAUCUAUUUGGACCGCCCGCUGUUCCUGCCACCACUUCCUCCACUCUCACCAUUUGCCCUGCACCCAUUAAUGCCAGCACAACAGUCGAGGAAGACGAAUCUGGCGUGGCUGCAACAACGACAGACAACACGAUAACAGUAAAAACGCAAAUUCCCUCGAUCAUCACCGAAGAAAACUCGCCGCCGCAACCGGGACCCACAAUGGCAACUGCUCACGUGAUAAAAAGUCUCAUCCGAUUCCUGGCCCAAGAUUCCUCUCAACCGCUGUGGAAUUACGAAGACAUUACUGCCAAAGUCUGGGUUAUCAAGAGUGCCGAGCAACUGACUUGCCUCUUGCGUUACGUGUUGAAAGUAUUUACCGAAAGUUAUCCGCAAGCGCGUUACAGCGAACGUUGGGCUCAAACUGCCCUUCAACUCGGAUUGAGUUGCUCGUCGCGUCAUUACGCGGGUCGAUCGUUGCAGGCUUUCCGUGCUCUCAAUGUGCCCAUUAAUAGUCGCAUGUUGUCAGACAUCCUCUCGCGUCUCGUGGAAACGGUGGCCGAACAAGGCGAAGACAUGCAAGGCUACGUCACGGAGUUACUUCUCACUCUUGAAGCUGCUGUCGAUAGUCUCGACUCCGAUUUCCGUCCUUUGGAUGUCAUGAAGGACAUUUUCAAGUCCACACCGAAUCUCAACAACAAAGAUGGUGCGGGGGCGAGCGCAGGUGGUAAAAAAUCCGCCGAUGGCACACCGGGAUCACCACAAGCCAUUAACAGCAUGUUACAGAAUCAAGGUCACACCCGCAGCACGAGUUAUUCCGUUUCUUACUGCACUCGCCGAACCACGCAGUCACCGAUUGACAAACAAGUCGAACUGAGAAAUCGCGUCGCACUCGAAGCUGAACGAAAAAAUCAAAAUUUCGGAGGCGCUCUUUCGCGAUCGCGUUCGGCACAGAGUUUAAAGUUGCUGGGAGACACCUCGACCCAAGACGAUAAAAUGACAAUUUUAGCGCAACUCUUCUGGUUGGCCGUUUCAUUGUUGGAAAGUGACUUCGAGCACGAAUUUUUGCUGGCAUUGCGACUUUUGGGACGUGUUUUGUACCGAUUGCCACUUGAUCGACCUGAUGCGCGUGACAAAGUCGAAAAAUUACAACAACAACUAAAAUGGCCCGGAUUUCCCGGUGUUCAUGCGUUAUUAUUAAAAGGAUGCACUCACGCAACAACGUAUGAACCUUCAAUAACGCUCCUGUCAAAAUUCGCUCCUUUAUUGUCGUUGCCCGUUUGCGAUCCAACACAAAGUUGCGCCUUCCCGAUGAACGUAAUUGCACUUUUGCCGUACAUGUUGCUCCAUUACGAGGAUGCCAAUGAGGUUUGUAUCACAUCGGCGGAAAAUAUUGCCCAAGUAGCCUCCGAAAUGGGAUCAAAACUGGAGAAUUUGGGCACCGUGAUGACACUUUACAGUCGCAAGACGUUCAGCAAGGAUCCGUUCCAGUGGACAAAAUGUGUUGUCAAGUAUGUUCAUGACACGUAUGCGCAUAUGGGAAUUAAUAUGUUGGCAUUUUUGGUGGAUGUGCUUGAAAAGGGAUGGGCACAAGUGCAGAUGCAAGUUUUGAGUGUCAUUCAUUGCAUGCUUCAUUACGUCGAUUUGUCAACGCAACAAGCGCAACCAUUGUCAGCUGAUUUGUUGAGAGUCAUUUCUAAAUUCUUGGAUACCCCUCACUGGCGCGAAGCUCUCAAAAUCCUAAAACUAGUCGUCACUCGCAGCUCUUCACUGCAGGUCGUUCCGCAGUAUUCCGAGAAAACGUACCACCAUCAUGGCAGUUACUCCGAUUCCGAAGUAUUUUGCAAGAAGGAGCUUGCCGGACGAACAAUGGACUUCACCUUCGACGUGUCUCAGACUCCGCUCAUCGGUCGUCGCUUGCUCCUCAAAGGUGACUCCGAGACAAAUGCCAAAAUCAAUGCUGGCGUUUCGGCUGGCAUGCAUUUGGCCCACUUCAAUACCUCAAGUUCGCCGAGACGCAGUGCGAGUCUCUCUCCCGCAGAUACUGGACCGAUUUCGGGAUGGAAGCGCCCAUGGAUGUGUCAAGGUCGCGUUCGGGAGUGUCUCGUGAAUCUUUUGACAACUUGCGGACAACGCGUUGGCUUGCCAAAGAGUCCUUCGGUGAUUUUCAGUCAAUCGUCGGAUUUGUUGGAGCGUCAAUCGUCGGCGGCAAGCAGCACCGACGAAACUUCCGGGCCGCAACAGGACUUGAGUGGCGGAUCACGCAGAGAUGAUCAGCCCGAUUUCACCGUUUUCCGUGAUUUUGACUUUUUGGAGUACGAAAGCGAAAGUGUCGAAUGCGAUUCGACGGACAAUUUCAACUGGGGCGUUCGACGACGACCACUUUCCGAAGGCGAUAGUGAGCCACUGGGAGAACUCAAGGCAGCUUCGGGCUUGGAUGAGAGUGUCAGUGAAAAUACACCAGUGCUAGCGAAACGCAGUAAGCGUCAAUCGUCAAAUACGGCUUACGACUCCUCAGACGAAGAAUUGGAAAAUGAGUCACCUCACAAUCUCCUGCGAAAACCCUUGUAUCUGAAAUCCUCGUCUUACUUGUCGGGACCUCCAACGUCGUUAAGUUUGAAGGAACGCGGUCAUCAUAGACGUGACAGUGUUUCUCGAAGCGACACAAGUGGCUCGAGUGUCGGUGAUUUAGGCGACAUAACGCCUUGCAACGAAUCUCCGCAUCUGACGGGACUUUUACCAUUCCGUGCUCCGAUCCGAGAUGAAACUGAGGAGGCAUGGCGGCGAAAUCUCAAAGAAUUAUUGGUCAAUCAACCAAGCAGUCAUGCACCGGAUUUGCUCGAUAAACUUUAUUUACUCAUCAAGGAGCUGACGAUCAAAAGUAUUUUUAUUGCAAAGGACUCUAUGAGAUAUUUUACCGGAGUUAGCACGCAAUUGGGACACAGAUUGUCUGUUUUGGCGGAUUUGUUGUCAUCACGAGGCGAGCCACCUAAAAUUUGGUAUAAUAAGGCACUAACCACGACACCUCGACUGCAAGAGACUCUGAGAUAUGCCGUUUUGGAAGUACAAGAGCAUCUGGAGACGUUCUUUGACCGGAAGGAACACGUGAUUGAAUGCUUGGAUUCCGUCAAAACAUCCUGCAAAUAUGCUCUCUUCAGUGACAUGGACUCGUCGAACGAAGGCACCGGCACUGCCAACAUCGUCGAUCACACCGCUGACCCAGCAACGAUGGAACUUCUCAUCGACUUGGGACGCGGUCUCUACAAACUCAUGUUCCAACUUUUGCUUCUCAUCGAAUCUGAUCACAAAAUUGCGAUAAAUGUCGUUUCGAACCUUCGCAACAACGACAAAAUGGCAGAUUUGUCAAAAAUGUUCAUGUCUGUGCGCGGCGCCAUUUUACGCAGUAUUGACGAAACGGAAAUGGAAUCUCUGGAUACGUCGACAUCAACUGAAGGUGAAAACACCCCGACACCGUCUCCGGUCCCCAUUAACAGCAACGAGUUUGAAUCGAUGCUCGUUGAGCUGAUUGACGGAAGUCGCUGGGCAGCUGCGAUUAAUUACGUGAAACAACACAAACAACUUUCGAACGUGAAUCCAUGUUUCACACUGGCAUCGAGCAAUCUGGAAACAGCCAGUUCUUUGCCGAAAGAAGAAGAUAUCAAGAGUGUUGGCGAUUUGAAUAUCAUUAUGGACAUUUAUUCGCAAAAGUUGAUAAAGGAUCGCAAUGAUGCAUUCAUUAUAUCACGUCCCGAAGCUGAAUUAAAUGAAAUUCACGUAAUAUUGAUGGAAAAUUUAUAUCACGUGUCUGCAGCGUUGGCAGGCGUCGAAAUUGCAGUAGUCUCGACCUCGUCUGCACCAACCACAUCCAAGGACACAGUCGACAUCAUUACGACACUUUAAAUUAAAUAUUUUAAUAAUUAACUCGGUAGCAAUUAAUAUUUAAUCAGAUAACCGUGUGUGAAAUACUCUUGACUGGAUUAACAUUGAAAAAUGUCUUAAAGAAUAAAAUUAACCAAU
This is a messenger RNA of Culicoides brevitarsis, 10187 nucleotides long. It is a transcript of the gene fry, whose product is annotated as protein furry. Gene Ontology annotation, biological process: cell morphogenesis; neuron projection development. The transcript has 20 exons. Gene Ontology annotation, cellular component: site of polarized growth; cell cortex. Bases 279 to 10070 code for a protein of 3263 amino acids. The record is from RefSeq and is a predicted model, not a curated record. Lineage: Eukaryota; Metazoa; Arthropoda; Insecta; Diptera; Ceratopogonidae.